AUGCCGGACUUAUCACGCUUGGCGCAGUCGCUGUGUCGAUCCGUGGUAAGAAAACAAUUUGCGGACGACAGUCUGGGAGUACCUAGUAGUCCGAAAGGAAUUCUGAAACUAGCCGUAGCCGUUGGAUUUGGUGCGGUCGGAGUUCACUAUUUACAAUUAAAAAAUCUAGUACCGGAUGAUCCAUUCAAAUAAACCACUAUAAUAAAAGGAGAUGACAAGUGUUGUAGUUGGAGGAUUAUUCAACGCCGUAGCAUUUGCCGGAGCUGGAUUUCUGUCCAGCAAAUUAAACCAUGGUGGAUACGAAGACGAAAUGAAAAGACAUAACAGAGCGUUGGAAAAGUUAGCCAAAGCCAAAGAAAAAUGGUAUGAAAGUCAAGUAGAAAAAAAGGAACAGAAUAGCGAUACUCAGACAGGAACUAGUCGACGCCAAAUCGGAUAUGGAAGCAACAAACCGUGCUCUGGACUCCCUGCGGAAAGCGCAGGAGGAACUAACCCUGGAUAA
Molecule: messenger RNA, 502 nt
Organism: Paramuricea clavata
Lineage: Eukaryota; Metazoa; Cnidaria; Anthozoa; Malacalcyonacea; Plexauridae
Source: the annotation of a GenBank genome assembly